Harpegnathos saltator (Jerdon's jumping ant) is the source of this 2384-nucleotide messenger RNA. RefSeq names its product xylulose kinase. Gene Ontology annotation, molecular function: D-xylulokinase activity. The record is from RefSeq and is a predicted model, not a curated record. Gene Ontology annotation, cellular component: cytosol. The transcript is spliced from 12 exons. Bases 292 to 1911 code for a protein of 539 amino acids. Lineage: Eukaryota; Metazoa; Arthropoda; Insecta; Hymenoptera; Formicidae. Gene Ontology annotation, biological process: D-xylose metabolic process; phosphorylation; xylulose metabolic process.
ACCGCGACGACAACGACGACGACGGCGGCGGCAGCGACGACGACGACAACGACGACGACGACGACGACGUCUGGUCACGCCGAGGAUGUACGUGGGCCACGCACAGGCUGGCGCGUUCGCUCGCACUUAGUUUCUCGUGUAGCAAAGCGGCGCGCAGACACGCCGCCGCGAGCGAGUGUCGUCACGGCGGUCUCGUGUGUGUCUUCCUGCCGACGAGCCUACGAAGAUCCCCACGAGGAUCCCACAGCUGAUUUGUACCACGCUACACGAGGGUAGACACCGAAAGAGACCAUGGACGCGGCGGAGCCGUCGACAGCGACGUACCUGGGCCUGGACUUGAGCACGCAGCAGCUGAAAGCUGUGGUGGUUGACGAUGAUCUCGCCGUGCUUCACGAGACCAGCGUGCAAUUCGACAAUGAUCUACCGGAGUUUAGAAGCUACGGAGGAGUCAUACAGAGCAAAGAGGUGCCUCACGUCGCGGUGGUGCCCUCCCUGAUGUGGGUGAAGGCCUUAGACAUGAUACUCGACAAAUUACGCGUGUGCGGCGUGGAUUUUAGCAAAGUAGCGGCCAUUUCGGGAUGCGCGCAGCAACAUGGCACGGUUUACUGGGGCAAAGGCAGCCGGGAUCGCUUGCAGCGCUUGGACCCCAUCAAAUUCUUGCACGAGCAAUUCGCCACGUCGUUUUCCGUGACCCAUUCGCCCGUGUGGAUGGACUCCAGCACGUCCAAGGAAUGUAGCGUUUUGGAGGAGAUCGUGGGCGGCCCUCACAGAUUGGCGGAGAUAACGGGCUCACGCGCAUACGAAAGGUUCUCGGGGCCGCAGAUAGCGAAAAUAGCGCGCACCAAGCCGGAAGCUUACUGCAACACUGAGAGAAUCUCGCUGGUGAGCAGCUUCCUCGCCUCCUUGUUCCUGGGCGAUUACGCGCCCAUCGAUUGGGCGGACGGCUCGGGCAUGAAUCUGUUGAAUAUCCGCACCAAAGACUGGGACGAUAUGCUGCUGGAGACUUGCGCGUCGGGGCUGAGAGAGAAACUGGGCGAGCCUGUCUCAUCGUGCAGCGACAUCGGCCCGAUCUCGCCUUAUUUUGUGGAAAGAUUCGGCUUCAACGAGAAAUGCCGGAUUAUCGCGCUCACCGGCGACAAUCCAAGUUCCCUGGUGGGUAUGAAGCUGAAACAAGGUGAUAUCGCUUGCAGUUUGGGCACGAGCGACACCCUAUUCCUGUGGCUGAACGAGCCCAAAGCCACAACGGACGGUCACGUAUUGUGCAAUCCCGUGGACGAUCAGGCUUACAUGGCGUUGCUCUGCUUCAAGAACGGUUCGUUGACGCGCGAGAGAAUACGGAACGAAGCCGCUCAGGGCUGCUGGAGGAUAUUCAACGAGUUGCUGGAUAAUACACCGCGAGGGAACUUUGGCAACUUCGCUCUGUACUUUGACAUGCAAGAGAUCCUGCCCUUUGUGAUCGGGGAUUACAGAUACAACAAGGCCAACGACGAGGUUUGGCGGUACAGCUCGAAGGAAGUGGAAGUAAGAGCGUUGAUCGAAGGUCAAUUCGUCGCGAAGAGAGCGCACGCCGAGGACUUUGGAUUUGUCGUCGGACCUAACACGCGGGUAAUCGCAACGGGAGGCGCGUCCACCAACAAAGCUAUGUUACAAGUUCUCGCUGACGUUUUCAAUUCUCCAGUCUACGUUUUGGAAGCAGCUAACUCGGCUAUGAUGGGAGCAGCAUAUCGAGCGAAACAUGGCUUGUUUCGGGAAAGCUGCAGUUUUGACGAGAUCAUUCGUUGCUUGCCAGAACUGACUCUCGUGUGCCAGCCUUACGACGACGCUGAAUCCAUCUACAAACCAAUGAUGAUACGUUAUCGCAAAAUUGUGGAUCAGAUACUCAAGAAGAAAAGUGAGCAGAAGCAUAUGUAAAUUUUGUAAAUAACAACAAAUUAUUCUAAAGAAAGAGGCCUUUCUCAAGCGAUGUAUCCUAACGGGAGUACGAGACGAUGGGCUCGCUUCGCUCUUCGAUAGGUACACGAUGGAUUUUUCUAUAUACAUAUUGUUAAAUUGUUAAUUAGGAUAUUAAGGUUUAUAAUGUACUUUAUCGGCGUAUCUCUUAUUCGCGCGAGCAACGCUUAUGCGAGAAUCUCUUGUGCAUUUUGUACGAAUGUGUAUAUCUUCGUCUCCGCGCACAUCAACUGAUAUUGUAAUAAUAUAUAAUCAUGCAUUUAUUUUUCGAAAGCUUUAUAAAUGCCAACUGACUGUUGCGAUAUACGAUAAAAGUAUUUGUAAAUAAAACAUCAAUUCUCUCAUCUCAAAUUAUUCGCGGCAAUUUAAUAGAUUUAUAAAAAUUUUAGGCUGAAAUAUUAUGCAAUAUCGAGAAAAAUCGAGCUUAGAGAUUA